This is a messenger RNA of Quercus lobata, 1409 nucleotides long. RefSeq names its product lipoyltransferase 2 (gene LIP2). The transcript has 3 exons. NCBI's taxonomy places the organism in Eukaryota, Viridiplantae, Streptophyta, Magnoliopsida, Fagales, Fagaceae. Gene Ontology annotation, molecular function: lipoyl(octanoyl) transferase activity. Gene Ontology annotation, biological process: protein lipoylation. The record is from RefSeq and is a predicted model, not a curated record. Bases 292 to 996 code for a protein of 234 amino acids.
CAUAAUAUUUAUAGCUGCAGAUUGGGGUUAGACACCGACACACACUACCACGUAUAAACAAUGUGUUGAACACCCUAAACUUUUACGAAUUGGUGCCCCCAAAUCAGCGCGUUUAGUGAGAAUUCGUUGUAGUAAUAAGUAAUAACUGUAAUCUGUAAAGUACAGAUACGGCGCCGUUUAAUAACAACCUAGAAAUCCAUGAGCUCUGGUAGUGGUUUCACUGCUUCUUCAGCCUUCUCUCUCUAUCUCUCUCUUCGUGACUAAGGCCUGAGAUUUUCGUGGUUUUAGGGAAUGAGAAUUCCGCGAAGCCUUGAGGUCUGGAAAAUGGGCACUGUUAACUAUUUGGAUGCACUUAAGCUCCAGGAAAAGCUCGUGGCUGAUAGAAAAACUCGUAAAAUUGCAGAUACUGUCUUGUCCUUGCAACACCCGCCUACAUAUACCCUUGGCAAACGACGGACUGAUCACAAUUUGUUGAUCCCCGAGUCUGAACUUAAAAUGAUAGGAGCUGAACUUUGCUACACACAAAGAGGAGGGGACAUUACAUUUCAUGGUCCACAUCAAGCAAUUUUGUACCCCAUUAUUUCUCUCCGGGAUAUUGGAAUUGGUGCUCGUAAUUAUGUGGAGAAACUUGAGUUAACUAUGAUUGAAUUGGCCUCUCUGUAUGGUGUGAGAGCUUGUGCUGGACAAAAGGGUGAGACGGGGGUUUGGGUUGGAGAGAGAAAGAUUGGUGCUAUUGGGGUUCGUAUAUCAUAUGGAAUCACUUCUCAUGGGUUAGCAUUCAACAUUGAUCCUGAUCUGAGCUAUUUUAAGCAUAUUGUGCCUUGUGGGAUUGCCGAUAAAGAAGUUACUUCUUUGAGAAAGGAGACGGAUUCUUUGCUUCCAACUGAAGAAGUAAUUCAAGAACAGUUAAUUUCUUGUUUUGCAAGACUAUUUGGUUAUAGCAAUCUCAUUUGGAAAGAGAAGGGUUUGAUUUUCUCAGAUAAUGGGGAAAACUGAUGAGAUGGCUAUUAUGUGCCAAACAAUUUGUCUCUUUUAGGGUAGCCUGUGCCAUGAGGAGAUGAAAGGAAGUUCCACAAGUUGAUUCUCACAAGAAGAAUAAUUCCUGAAUUUUGACCUCCUUUUAGGUAGAAGAGAACCUUUUCUCCCACAAAAGGUAUAAUGGUUCCCUCACUCUCACAAUUUUUUUGAGGCAUCAUCUUCUUCCCUUGUGCUCCUAAAAAUUGCAUGUUUCAGAUAUAUCACGCAUGAAUUUCUGAGUUUUCUCCCCUACACAACAUGAGGAGCCCAUGUCAUCCUGGCCACAUUUUUGGCCCUAGUCCAGCUUCUUAUUCUUUCAAUGCAGAAGCAUUGCAAGACUACUAGAGAUGGCAAAAUGGGAAAUAUAUGGUGAAUGCUUGCAAGUUUCAUAU